UUGUGGGAGAAGAUCACGUGGACCCUGCCAGGACCUGGGGGUGAGAGGUCAAGGGUGAAAGGGCUCAACGUCGCCCGCUCGACACGACUCGUGCGGUGGUGAGAAAUGGCCAAACAUCAUCCGGACUUGAUCUUCUGCCGCAAGCAGGCGGGAGUGGCUAUUGGAAGACUGUGUGAAAAAUGUGAUGGUAAAUGCGUGAUCUGUGACUCAUAUGUGCGACCCUGCACACUUGUGCGCAUAUGUGAUGAGUGUAACUAUGGGUCGUACCAAGGGCGCUGUGUGAUCUGCGGAGGUCCAGGAGUCUCUGAUGCCUAUUACUGCAAGGAGUGCACCAUCCAGGAGAAGGAUAGGGAUGGCUGCCCUAAGAUCGUCAAUCUGGGCAGUUCCAAGACGGAUCUCUUUUACGAGCGCAAGAAGUACGGCUUCAAGAAGAGGUGAUCCACCCUUGGUGCUGCUAUGCCUGCUGCAGGGUUGGGGAAAGGGUCUUAAAGCAUCUCUGGACUUCACUGUUAUUGAGAACCAAUUAAUCUUCUCUAAAGUCUUACAAGUUAAAUUAUGUGUGAGGGGUGGAAGAAGAAACAAAAUUGACUGGGGAUUGGAACCUGUUAGCUGAGUAUUGCAGAUGGCAAAAGUAGGCUACUGAUUCUUGCCUUCUCUCAAGCGUGGCUAGUGUCUGCCACACAGCUCUGCAAAAUGCCUGGUGGGCAAGCACUUACAUUCUAAGGGGAUCUGCUCUGCUAUCAAGGUGUAGCACUGCUUUUACACGUCUUGUCCCCUUUCUGGAAUUGGGGGGUCACCUGCAGUUCUCCUUUCCGUGCACUCCCUCUCCGUUGUUAAGAAGUCUUCUCCCCUGGCCACACCCCCAAAGUCUGAAGAAUGGGUUCAGACUGCCGACCCACUGAAACUCUCUAUGUAUUGUUAUGCAGGGAGGCUAGCAUGCUCAUGGCUGAUGCCCUUUUCAUAUGAGCACAACCAUUACAUGUCCCUAUGUUUUCUUCAACUGAUUAACCGAAGGCCCUUUCUGUAACUAUCUCUGCAAAAUGUACACCAAUAAAGUUUUUUUCCUUUUUCUAACAGAAGGGUUUCUCUCUAGUUCACCCCACAAGUAGUCCUCCCGGAGUUUCCUUUUGUCAGGUGAUUGGGACACUAAGAACUUAGGAGUUGCCAAACUAGAAAUGAACAAUGAGCCGUCUGUUCUCUGACAGUGGCCUGUCAUGGCUAAACUGACCUCUCUGUGAGAUGCUUUGGGGAAGGACCGCUGCUUGCUUUCUCACCCCAGUCAUUGAUAAUUUUAUGUCCUGAAGCAGAGUGUGGCUCGCUUUGUGUAACCCUUGCCUUUGCUAAUGUGUCUGGAUGUUGUUUCACCAUGCAAACAUCCAAUCCCUUUCUAAAAACCUCCUGAAGUGUUUGACUCUAUCCCUGCUGCAGGAAUUUAGAGCCUUCUGUGCUGUAGCUGGAAACCAGCUAUUCUAUUCCAGACGAAUAGCCAUAUACUGAAAACUAGAGCCUGCUUGUUUGCUGAACAUCAGCAGAGGCUGUGGACUCCCAGCUGCUCAGCACAGAUCUGGGGAAGGAAAUACAGAUCAUGUACGCAUUGUACACACCUCCUUCCCCUUCCCUACUGACUAGGAGCUUGCAAAUCAGGUGUUAACUUUUAAGGAGCUGCUUUUGUGAGCAGGAGGGGCAGCGAGAAACUAAACUGGAUUUGGGGUACUGUAGAAUUCCCACUUGUGGUCUAGGGUCCCAACAAAGAUGCAGUUUGGGAUGCAGUAUUCAUGUCUGAGCCUGUUGGCAUAACUAGAAGUAUCAUCCAGGCAGGGAUCGCUAUAGAGAGACGAGGAAUAUCCCUUCCUUUUCCCCCAUACAGCUGUGCAUGCUGUUUCCUCAUCACUCCCAGGCUUGCUACUGCUGUAGGGAAUCAAGGGCUUAUGGCUUAAGAACUUUGAUUACUGGGUAUAUAGCUCCAUGUUCUGGUAGCUGUGAAAUAGUUAAACUGCCUUAUGUCAUGUUUCUCAUCCAUUGGUUGAGUGGAGGCAGAGGGUUGUUUUUCUCCUUGGCCUUGUCUACACAGGCAACUUGGGAGAAGACUUCUACUGCCACUAGUGUGUAGCCUCGGUCAGCGCCAGUGCCUCUCCUGUGCUGCUACCGCAAGGGUGGGAGAUUGCCCUAAAACUGCUAGUGUAGAUAAGGCCCUUGUGAAGCAGAGGAGAGAUACAGUAGGGUAGCACUGCAGUGAAGAUUCAGUCUUUUUAUGUGGUUACUUGUCUGGUGUUCAUUAGUUUCUAAUUGGCCAGACACGGACCCUAGAAAAGACGAGCUCUCUGAAACAGAGAGAUUCUGUGUGAUAAGAACUGUGAGGUUAAUUGCAGGGUCUUUAAAAAACAAUCGUUAAAACUCAUUUAAAUGAGUAGAAAGUGCUUGCCUUGACAGCUGUGAAGACCAAAGUCCUUUCUUUAAGCCCAGAACCGGUUCAGCAAGGGCACCGGCAGUAUAAGCUUCCCCCACACGCUGCCCUCCUGUUGUGCCGCAGCCCUGCUCUGGAGGGGCCUCUGGCAGGACUUUAGAAAGUAGUUCAGUCUCAAAUGGCCUAAUUCAGAGGUUCCCAAACUGAUCAGUGGGAUGGUUGGUGCAGAGAGCAGUGUGGUCUUAUAGUGGUUGAACAACUAGGAGGUAUGCGGCUAAACUGAAUUAAAGGAAGCUAAAUAUGUAUGUCUGGUAUUCCUUUCCACAUAUGUCAUUGCUGUAAUUACUACAGGGAUUCUAUGCAUCUGUAAAUGGAAGAGGAGGUUUCUGCAAGAAAAUCCCUGUAUUUACAAUGUCCACACUAAAAAAAAAAACUGGAGAAUUCCUGGCCUAUUUAAUACUUAGCCUCUCUGCUCACAGUGCUAACGAGGUGGUUAUAGUGAUCUGGGAUGCGGACACAUACCCUGAGUCCUCUUUUUCCCCCCACUCCGCUCCACGUGCACAAUGUCACCUCAUUUCAUAUCAGUUACCAGAAAGAUGUUGUAACUUUUGGUUACAAAUAAGAUGGGACAGGGUCACAUUGGACAGGUAAAUGGCUCUAAAACCCAGCCCCAGUUCCUUGAAUCAUUCGGUCCCCUGCUUGACGCCCUGAACCUGAAAUGUUGCCUUCUUUAAAAAUUGGAUGUUGGCAAAUGUCUGGAUUCUAUUCCUGUGCUCUAUCUCUGAGUGUUGGCUACAGGGAUCAGAUCUUACUAUCUGAAAUUUUACUUAUAGGAGCAGCCAUGUUUUUGUUCUUUAUGGUGCUUGGUGAGAACUUUUUGUUGACAUGUUCAAAUUAGCAAAUGUUUUCAUUUCUAAGACAGGAAAGAAUUUCUCAUUUCCUUUGAGUUAAGUGUCAUGUGACUUGAAAGUAAAGAAUGUUCCUGUGCAGGGAAGUGCUAAUUAUGCCCAAUUAUACCCUGACUGACCUUCCUUGGCAUUAAACAACCUAGCAAAACUA
Messenger RNA from Caretta caretta (loggerhead turtle), 3463 nucleotides. It is a transcript of the gene PHF5A, whose product is annotated as PHD finger protein 5A. Lineage: Eukaryota; Metazoa; Chordata; Testudines; Cheloniidae. Gene Ontology annotation, biological process: mRNA splicing, via spliceosome. The record is from RefSeq and is a predicted model, not a curated record.